Aureobasidium uvarum is the source of this 1995-nucleotide messenger RNA. The record is from the annotation of a GenBank genome assembly. NCBI's taxonomy places the organism in Eukaryota, Fungi, Ascomycota, Dothideomycetes, Dothideales, Saccotheciaceae.
AUGCUUUCUACGGCACUUAAACUUCUUUCUGUUGCCUUGUUGGGCUCGCGCGCAGCUGCUCAGACCGUCGAACCAUUCGUUCUUGAUGGUCGACUUGACAGCGCAGUUGCCAGCGAUGGCACCUACAAUUCCGGAGGUACCAUCUCCGUCAAUGGAUACUCGGUCACGAUCCCUCAGAAUCUCCAAGUGCAAUUCCCUGCUGCUUUUGCACCUUUUGGAGAGUUUGCAAGCGCGAACAGCUUCGUCGGCCAUGAGGUUUCGUAUGUUCAUCUCCCAUCCUGGAAUUUAAAUAUUCAGUACGCUGACAUUUCCGCGAAGNNAGUCAUCGGAAAUGUGGUCAACGGUAAGCCAAUUGCCGGCCUUGUACAGAUUGGAGAAUAUCUCUUGCAAGCCAGUUCUGGCACAGUUGAAAGCAUCAAUUUCGCCGCUGGCACAAUGAAGAUCAAGGGUGGCCCAACUAUCGCGAUCAACGACCCGAACGCAGUCUACUCUGUGGGAUAUACCAAGUCUCCCCUCUACACCGCAGACGAUGAGAAUCCUUCCAUCACAGCAUUCAGCGGCUUCCCGAUGUGUAUUCCAAGGUCUUCAUCUGAUCCACUUUGUCCUACGAGCAACCGACCAGCAGGACAAAGCACAUUGUAUGACAUUCCUCUUACUUCGUACGCUGGAAUAUUCCAUGUUGACACCUUACCAGCCAANGCACCAGACCCUUUGAAGAUGGCUCCUUUCCAAGUGGGAGAUUAUCUCGAAUACUCUGGCAUCAACGUUGGUGGCACUAUCGUUUGUUACACAAUUGUUGCUCCCAGUGUACAAAUCACUACUACUGGCGCUCCCACUUAUAUCCGUGUCGAAGAUGCUAUCAUUGGGAUCUUCGAUGGUGGAACCACCUCUGAGUUUGGUGACUCCAGAGUAAAUCCCACUGUUGGUAUUACGGUCUUUGCCAUCGAUGUCGACCCCUGUACCGGUGAAGAGACAGAAAGAAGUGUUGGCGCUGCCUCUUACAAGGCAGGAGAUGUGAGGAACAAGUGGACUUGGCGAUCGUCUACUACAACAACAUCCAAGUACACUCGCGAAUACGUCAUCCGCGCUUCUACUGGUGAGAAGCUGACAGACAACAAGAUCAACGCUGGUCGCUAUGUUCAACCUGUCUUGGAGUUUCUCUUCCCCGAGGCAAAUGUUCCUGGCAUUGUUCCGCCCGUCAAUGACUUUAGCAACUUUCCUUUCCUUGCACAAGGUCUGGGAUACGACAGUAACGGCAAUCUUUUUGGUCAGCUCAAUCCCUGGCCAGGUGCUAAUGCUCCCGCCACAAAGAGCUGUGCUCCUUACUCUCCCCCCGCUGCUAGUUCUUCUGCUGCUGCUUCUGGUACAGCAUCGAGCACGACUGAUCCUUCUGCUUCCGCUACAUCGAUCCCAAGUAGCUCUGGAUCAGCUGCAGCAAGCACUCCUACCUUGGCUGUCGGUGAUACCCAAACGAGUCGUCCUGGAGUCGUGGUCAAGCUAGGCUUCAAUGUCACCAACAAGGCAGACUUUGGUCCCAACGAUCUCACAUACAGCUGGUCUCAAGUUAGUGGACCUACUGUCACUCUCUCGAGUAGCAACGCCGCAAGUCCCUCUCUCACUGCUCCCUCUGACACGGCAAAGGCCACCUAUAUCUUCAACAUCAAAGCCAGCAGUACUACAGCAGGCACAAGUGGCAAUGCCAACGUCACAGUAAUCAGCGAUCCUGCUAUCAAGGACGUCGUGACGAUUGAAAGUUACACAUGGGACUCUUCAGGAGGUGGUCGGCUCUCAGUCACUGCCAACACCAACAUUGUCGGCUAUGAUGCGAAAUUGAAGUUGUACUUGACAAACACAGCGACUGGAACGCCUGCUGCAUUGACAUUGGCGAAUGGCAAGUAUAGUGUCAGCUUGACCAAGACGAAGAAGCCGGCAAAUGGUAUUACUGUUGUCAGUGAUGGAGGAGGUAGCAAGAGUGUGACUGCAGUGACUGCAUAG